AUGUCUGAGAAUUUGCCUACGGAAACUCACAACUCUCCGGAGUUAGCCAAGGCUGCUGUUUCUGAAGAAGGCUCGUUGAAGGACAUGUUACAGGCCAACCGAGAGGAUGAGACGCAGGCCUACGCUCCUCCAACCAUUAACGACGCUGUCACAAAUAUUGCGAGAUCAAAACCCCUUGUAUUGGAGCAGCAGAUACGGGAUUUCGAUGAUCGAUUACUCCAAAAACAGGAGCAAUUCAAUGCUAAUGUGAAUUCAUUUUCGAAGGAGACCCGAAUAUCCUCAGUUACAGAUUCUCUGGAGGAUGGAUCACAUGAUACAACCCGUUUGUCGCGAGAUCGGGAUGUUUUUACAGAAGGGAGCCACCACAACACCCCAACUGGUUCGAUGACUUCAGCGUCUCUUAUGUCUCCUUUGCCCCCUAUUAAAUCUACCGGUUCCGGUGCAGCGUCGAACAAUGACUUGAAACCCGGGGAUACGCCAAAGAGUCAAACUGCUGAGCCGAAUCCAGACUACAGUAAAUACAGACCAAGGUCAUCGAUCCCUGCACGUCUCUCAGCAUCCACCUAUGCUCAGCAAUGUAUCGCUGCAGCUCAUGCCUCGCGUCUCAAUCCAUACGCGCUGCACCAAGGCGAACAGAACUUGUUGCAGGAUGAUCUUUGCCACCUUCACGUUACUGUAUAUCUUAACAUUCGCAACGGAAUCCUUCGACUGUGGACAAGAAAUCCAAUGGUUAGCGUUACAAGAGAAGAAGCGCUUGGUUGUGCCAAGGACAUUAGGUGGAUGAAUCUUGCCUCUGUUGCGUACGACUGGCUCAUUCGCAAUGGGUAUAUUAAUUUUGGGUGUGUCGAUAUUCCAAAAUCCAUAAACGCCCCCAAGAGAGGCCGGAGGAAGGAUGGACCAACCAUAGUCAUAGUAGGAGCGGGUAUGGCAGGUUUGGGUUGCGCCAGACAACUUCAAGGACUGUUUCAGCAAUACCCGGAUGUUACUACUUCGCCAAAAGUGAUUUUAUUGGAAGGCCGUAAAAGGAUAGGCGGACGCAUAUACUCACACCCUCUCACAUCCCUACAGUCAAAUACAUUGCCAAAGGGUCUACGAUCCACGGCAGAAAUGGGAGCUCAGAUUGUUGUGGGUUUCGACCAUGGAAAUCCGCUGGAUCCGAUUAUCCGUGCGCAGCUUGCUCUUCGAUACCAUCUACUACGGGAUAUCUCAACUAUUUACGACGUUGAUGGUACGCCCGUUGACGAGUUAAGGGAUGCAAUGGUUGAGAAGCUUUAUAAUGAUAUUCUCGACCGCUCCGGAGCUUACCGUCAUAAGGCAGUUAUUGCCCCUGCAGCAGAAGGUGAUAGGGAGCUUAUAGAUUUGGGUCGUGACUCAUCGGCAGAUGAUGGACUCACCGUUAGGCAAUACGAAGAGGCUACGGCUUCGGGCACAAUCGGAUUGCUGCUUCCCACCAAACGUGUUGGAAGGGGUGUUAGCCACAAGACAGCAAAUGUUAAAACUUCCUCCGGUGUUCUGCUAUCAGAUCUUGGGGCAACCAAUAACCACUCAGCGGCUGUCGCAUGUCAGGCAAUGGGAUGGAAGUUAAGAAAUGGCGUUACGAGCCAUGAUUCCAUAUAUUUAAAUGGGAUUGCAACAAAGACAAAAACCCAAUCGUUGGGCGCAGUCAUGGACGAUGGCAUAAGGCAAUACCAAAAGCUCUUGCCGCUGACACCCAGGGAUAUGAGGUUGUUAAAUUGGCAUUUCGCUAAUCUCGAAUAUGCUAAUGCCGCCAACGUUGGCAAGCUCAGCUUGUCAGGUUGGGAUCAGGAUAUGGGUAGUGAGUUUGAAGGCGAACAUGCACAGGUUGUUGGGGGCUACCAACAGGUUCCGAGGGGGCUUUGGAAUUUGCCGGAUAAGCUUGAUGUUCGAACCAAUAAGUGCGUGACGAAGAUAACAUACGAUCCGCGAGGAGCCUCGAGUCAUAAAACCGCCGUCCAUUGCGAGGAUGGUGAAAUCAUCCACCCAGAUAGAAUUGUCUUCACCGCUCCCCUGGGCGUUCUCAAAAAGGAGUCUAUCAAAUUUGAGCCACCUCUUCCCCAAUGGAAAACCGGUGCUGUUAACAGACUUGGUUUUGGGACCAUGAACAAGGUUAUACUCGUGUUUGAAAAGCCGUUUUGGGACGUAGAGAGGGAUAUGUUUGGUCUCCUUCGAGAACCAACGGUACAAAACAGCUUGUCCCAAGCGGAUUACAGCCGAAAUCGUGGCAGAUUUUAUUUGUUCUGGAACUGCAUCAAAACCACUGGAUUACCAGUGCUGAUCGCGCUAAUGGCUGGCGAUGCCGCACACCAAGCUGAAGCGAUGACCGACACUGAAAUUCUGGGUGAAGUCACAUCACAACUUCGUAAUAUUUUCAAGGAGGUUGCUGUACCAGAUCCCUUGGAGACUAUUAUCACACGCUGGGGCAAGGAUAAGUUCGCCAACGGCAGCUAUUCCUACGUUGGCACCGAAGCACUGCCUGGCGAUUAUGACCUUAUGGCCAAGCCAAUUGGAAAUCUAUACUUCGCUGGUGAGGCUACAUGCGGUACUCAUCCGGCCACCGUGCAUGGAGCAUAUCUCUCCGGGCUACGUGCAGCAUCCGAAAUACUUGAAUCCAUCAUCGGACCCAUCACUUUUCCCAAGCCGCUGGUUCUCACCAAAUGCAAAAAAACAACCAACGCUCCCCUCACAGCCAUGGACAGCACCUCUAUCAACGGCAGCACAGUCAACGGACGAAAACGAAAAGCAUUACUUUCAGAAUCCCCAGCAGAAAAACCAGCCGCUGCCCCCCGAUCAAACACUUCUUUACUAUCCGCAUCCUCCGUUCGCGAAGCUUACGACAAAGCAAUGUGGAACGCAAUCAUCAACGAACUCGGCCCGGCUGAACCACGACCAGCCAAGAAGCCUCUGAAUCCAUUCUUGCUCUACCAGAAGGACUAUUGGCACAUUUGCAAAACGAAAUGCAACGAGGCGCGACGCGCAAGCACAGGAAAUGCCAACGCCAAAGCCCCCAGGGAGGAGAUCCGCCAGGCACUGGGCCAGAUGUGGCGUGAUGCUCCUGAAGAUAUCCGACAACCAUACAUUGACCAGAUUUGUGAACAUCGUCGUGAAAAUGAUGAGUCUUUGGAGAAAUGGAAGGAGAGGAUUGUGGAGUGGGAGCGAAGGACGUACGAGGUUAAGGAUCGCUGGUGCGCGGCGAAUCCGUUUGAUGCGUUCGAGGUUCAAGCCACCAAGAAGCAUUUGGAAGGGAUUAGUGGCCAGGACGAGAAUGGAGAUGAAGACAUAUUUAAAGCGGGCAGGAAGACAAGGCAGAUUCAUUGA
Molecule: messenger RNA, 3336 nt
Organism: Paracoccidioides brasiliensis Pb18
Exons: 1
Coding region: 1-3336 (1111 amino acids)
Molecular function (GO): oxidoreductase activity; protein binding
Source: RefSeq, a predicted model, not a curated record